Messenger RNA from Triticum turgidum subsp. durum (durum wheat), 426 nucleotides. The record is from the annotation of a GenBank genome assembly. NCBI's taxonomy places the organism in Eukaryota, Viridiplantae, Streptophyta, Magnoliopsida, Poales, Poaceae.
AUGGCUGGUGCCAAGAGACUUGCUCAACUGGCAAAGAAGUGGCAGAGGGUGGAAGCACUUGGGAGGAAGAGGCUCACGGUAUCAGCCAAAGAAGAUCACGACUGCUGCAGUUCUGUGCCAGCCAAGGGCCACUGUGUCAUGUACACGGCCGACGGGAGGCGUUUCGAGGUACCCUUGGAGUACCUCAGCACGACGGUCUUCGGCGAGCUCCUGAGGAUGUCUCAGGAGGAGUUUGGCUUUGCAAGCGAUGGAAAAAUCACACUGCCUUGCGAUGCGGCAGUGAUGGAGUAUGUCAUGUGCUUGCUCAGGAGAAACGCCUCCGCCGAGGUCGAGAGUGCGUUGCUGAGAUCCAUGGUGACGCCUUGCCACUACACUGGCUGUGCAAUGCCUACCGUCGGAGCCAGCCAGCAGAUUUGCUGUUUGUAG